Molecule: messenger RNA, 3313 nt
Organism: Lontra canadensis (Northern American river otter)
Lineage: Eukaryota; Metazoa; Chordata; Mammalia; Carnivora; Mustelidae
Product: citrate synthase, mitochondrial
Exons: 13
Coding region: 362-1924 (520 amino acids)
Biological process (GO): tricarboxylic acid cycle; citrate metabolic process; carbohydrate metabolic process
Cellular component (GO): endoplasmic reticulum; mitochondrial matrix
Source: RefSeq, a predicted model, not a curated record
AGUCUGGGUCCUUCUGCGAUCCACCGGGGUCCUCGCUGCCUAGAAGCCUCUCUUGAGCUGCCUGUUCGCGCGAGAGUUUGGAGGGGCGGGUUUGGGGUCGGUCACCGGUGUGGGGCUCGCGCUGCCGCGCAUCGGAACCCCGCUUAGGCGCCCGCGUAGAGUGCGGGGAGCUGGGUCAGGCAGUCGCUGGGGCACCCUGCUUGGAAAGUGCCGGAGCGCUCUGGAGAAGCCUGGACAGCCCCGCUCCCCAGCAGCCAGGUGCUAGGGUCGGGAGCUAAAGUGAGAGUCCGGCCGUCUUCGAGCGCCUGGGCCACGGCGGCGGCCCUGGGAGCAGAGGUGGAGCAACCCCGUAACGCUAAAGAUGAAAGGCUGGGGUUGUCUGGCCCUGCUUCUGGGGGCCCUGCUGGGAACUGCCUGGGCUCGAAGGAGCCAGGAUCUACACUGUGGAGCUUGCAGGGCUCUGGUGGAUGAACUAGAGUGGGAAAUUGCCCAGGUGGAUCCCAAGAAGACCAUUCAGAUGGGCUCUUUCCGAAUUAAUCCGGAUGGCAGCCAGUCAGUGGUGGAGAAUGCAUCUUGUCUUGUUCUUGCUGCUCGGCAUGCCAGCGCUUCCCCUACGAAUUUGAAAGAUAUAUUGGCUGACCUGAUACCUAAGGAGCAGGCCAGAAUAAAGACCUUCAGGCAGCAACAUGGCAAGACGGUAGUGGGCCAGAUCACUGUGGACAUGAUGUACGGUGGCAUGAGAGGCAUGAAGGGAUUAGUAUAUGAAACAUCAGUUCUUGAUCCUGAUGAGGGCAUCCGUUUCCGAGGCUAUAGUAUCCCUGAAUGCCAGAAACUGCUGCCCAAGGCUAAAGGGGGGGAAGAGCCACUGCCGGAGGGCUUAUUUUGGUUGCUGGUAACUGGACAAAUCCCAACAGAGGAACAGGUGUCUUGGCUCUCAGAAGAGUGGGCAAAGAGGGCAGCUCUACCUUCCCAUGUGGUCACCAUGCUGGACAACUUCCCCACCAAUCUACACCCCAUGUCUCAGCUCAGUGCAGCUAUUACAGCCCUCAACAGUGAAAGUAACUUUGCCCGAGCAUACGCAGAGGGUAUCAACCGAACCAAGUACUGGGAGUUGAUUUAUGAAGAUUGUAUGGAUCUGAUCGCAAAGCUACCUUGUGUUGCAGCAAAGAUCUACCGGAAUCUUUACCGGGAGGGCAGCAGUAUUGGGGCCAUUGACUCUAAGCUGGACUGGUCCCACAAUUUCACCAACAUGUUAGGCUAUACCGAUGCUCAGUUCACUGAGCUCAUGCGCUUGUACCUCACCAUCCACAGUGACCAUGAGGGAGGCAAUGUAAGUGCCCAUACUAGCCACCUGGUGGGCAGUGCCCUUUCAGACCCCUACCUGUCCUUUGCAGCAGCCAUGAACGGGCUAGCAGGGCCCUUGCAUGGUUUGGCAAAUCAGGAAGUACUUGUUUGGUUGACACAACUACAGAAAGAAGUUGGCAAAGAUGUGUCAGAUGAGAAGUUACGAGACUACAUAUGGAACACACUCAACUCAGGACGGGUUGUCCCAGGCUAUGGCCAUGCGGUACUAAGGAAGACUGAUCCACGAUAUACCUGUCAGCGAGAGUUUGCUUUGAAACACCUGCCUCAUGACUCCAUGUUUAAGCUGGUUGCUCAGCUGUACAAGAUUGUGCCCAAUGUCCUGUUAGAGCAGGGCAAGGCCAAGAAUCCUUGGCCCAAUGUAGAUGCUCACAGUGGAGUGCUGCUCCAGUACUAUGGCAUGACAGAGAUGAAUUACUACACAGUCCUGUUUGGGGUGUCACGGGCACUGGGUGUACUGGCACAACUCAUCUGGAGCCGAGCCCUAGGCUUCCCACUAGAGAGGCCCAAGUCCAUGAGCACGGAUGGUCUGAUGAAGUUUGUGGACUCUAAGUCAGGGUAAAACUGAAGACUGGGGGAAACUAUCAGAAAGUGAGGGAGCUUUAAAAAAAGUAUAAUUUUGUUUUGUUUCAGGGGGCUUUUUAAGACUUAAGAUUAAAUUGUAUCUGAGGCACUGAUAAUAAGUUUGAGGUUAAAAUAUAAAUUAAGACUUUAAAAGAUAAAAAGUAACCCCUUCUUCCCCAGCCAGUACCUUUCUCCUGCCUGGUGAGUUGCCCAUCAACUGUAGGGUGACCAGGACUAGUGCAUGUGGUAUGGGUUAGGUUUGGGCCCCCCACCAACUCUAGAGUGAGAAUCUCGCUCUCCUUUGCCUGGGUCGAAGCUGCAGAUUCUCUGCAACCACUUCAGAGCUUUUGGUUCUACUCUCUCUAGCCCUCCAGAGGCCAGCAAAUCAGGACUCUGGCCUCUUCUGUUUCCAUAGGAAUCAUGUUGGAUUGUCAGCUCUAUCAAACCCCAUUGCUCUCUCCCAUGCACACAGACACUUCCUAGCAAGACCUGUGGUUAGUCGAACAUCUUUGGCACUUUUUUUAUGCUACCAGGUGACCAUAAAGGCCAUGGCAUUCAUUGUGACAGGCACCCAGUAUUUGAUUUUUUAAAUUAUCCCAUGAAAAUUAAGAUCUGGAGUGUUCUUUCUCCACUACUUUAAUAUGACCCUCCUUGCAGAUUUUCUAUACCUGCUGCACCUCAAGCUGAAGGUUCUCCGGAUCUCCCCUUCUUGGUCGUCACUAGAGACCUCUUUCAGCAGGUUGUAUAUGCCACUGUCUGAGCUGUGGUCCUUCCCAGUCAUUUGGCUUUAUCAGUGCUUAACAUGAACUGAGUUUUCACUUCCGUGGAACACAAGCCACUAUCUUCUGACUUUUUUCCCCCUUUAUUUUAAUAUGCUGUGGGCCAUUGAAUAAGGACUUGGGAAUGACUAGUAUGGUAUCUUCAUAGUCUGGUUCCAGGGAUAUGGGUACUUCUUUCUGAGCAGGGAAAUUUAAGAUUGGCUGUGGUUUCCUUUGAAUAUCAGGUCCUGGGGCUGAGAACAUUAAUAAUAGGCUUCCCUUCUCUUUCCCUGCUACCAGGAAAUAUCCCUUUAUUUAUCAAGUUCCUUAUCCAGCCCCUUCCCUAAGAGCUCACAGUACAGUGUUCGUUUUUUAGAAGCCCCAUUUGCACAGGUUUUCAGUGACUCAGAAUGCUCUACUGCCUUUUCUUUAAGAAAGGAUUGAAAUACACUCCUACUGUGCUCCCUUCCUCUCUUGCAACUCCUGCCUGUGUUUGUGUGGAUCCCUAAUCCCUAGAACCACGCUGAGAUGGACACAUUGUCUGUAUACCCCUGGGUAACUGUCAAGUCAUGAUCCAGACUUCAGGUUGUUCUGUAUAAAAUGCAAAAUAAAUGUUUUUAUUAACAAUG